Messenger RNA from Olea europaea var. sylvestris, 3220 nucleotides. RefSeq names its product chromatin modification-related protein EAF1 A-like. Gene Ontology annotation, cellular component: NuA4 histone acetyltransferase complex. Lineage: Eukaryota; Viridiplantae; Streptophyta; Magnoliopsida; Lamiales; Oleaceae. The record is from RefSeq and is a predicted model, not a curated record. The coding region runs from base 518 to 2509 and encodes 663 amino acids. The transcript is spliced from 8 exons.
CGAGAGAAGGCACGAAUAGUUUUUACAAUGUUUUUAGAGAGAGAGAAAAUUUGUAAAUCCAUUUUAGAGAGAGAAAGUUGGGAAACCAACGAGCACGAAGACGAACGCACCUGAACAUUUGUAUAAAACUCUCUCUCUGAAACACACAGACACGCACAAACACAUGCAUAUAUAAUUAUAGUUUAAAACCUAUACAUCUAUUUAUCUCCCUCUAUUGUACUAAUUGGAGAAAAGGGUGAAUGCUUGGAUGAGUGUACAAUUUCUAGGGCAAAACAUUCGUGCUUGAUUUGAGCUUUGAAGCCCUAGAAUAUGGAGCUCUGCUCAAUUUCACACAAGCCCUAUAAUUAAUCCAAGGCAUUUUAUUUGAAUUUUGGAGAUAUGGAUCCUGCAAUGCUGGUCAUGUGAUUUGUUCGCGCAUUUUGUUUGAAUUACUGUGAACCCAUGUUAGCUUCUGCGAUGAAGUUUGCUUUAAGUCCUGAAUUAAUGGAGUGGAUCAUCUGCUGUUAGCAAAGUAGGAAUGCAUGGAUUUAGUUCUGCAUCUGCUCUCUUAGUCAAUGCCGAGGUUGAUUCUAUGGGAGGAGUUGUUGAAAGCAGAGUUGGUGUUGGUAACAAAACUUCUCGGCGAUGCGUAGUAAUUGAGAAGGUUCAAGCUGAGCUUAGGCAGGAGUAUGAUGUUCGAGAGGAAAGGAGGAGAGAAUUGGAAUUUCUUGAAAAAGGUGGAAAUCCCUUGGAUUUUAAGAUUGGGAAUGCUGCUUCAGUUAGUGUCCAGUCAACUUCAUUAACAGAUCACAAUCCUGAUCAGUUUGUUACCAGUGAAGCAAAAGGUAGUUUUGCAAUUACUGCAUCACCUCAUGGAGACUCUGUGGAAAGUAGUGGUAGACCUGGGGCACCUCUGUCCUGUGAACCUAUUAGUGCUGAUAAUCUCAUGUUAUUUUAUGGUGAAAAUGAGUUUUCUGAAGGUGAUCGGAACUCCUUACAUCCUCAUAGGACUAGCAUUGCUCCAUCAGGGCACUCACUCCGAUUAGAUGGCAGUCAGAAUCCGAAUGAACUUGGGGAUUCAGCUACUUUUGGUGUCCCGAGAAAAGCCUAUAAGAGGCGGUACAGCUCCAAACCAAGUCGUAAUGGAGCUAGGUCAGGUUCAAAUGAUGUAUUUCUAGCUCAUGGAGGUCAUGGCUCUUUACCUUUGCGCCAUGGUCCCAGGGAUGUAAAAGUGACAAUCUCUUGUGCUGAAAAUCAAGAGGACCUAGAUAUAUCAUUGAAAUGCAAUUCAAAGCCUACAAGUCCUAAAGGUGGUGCACUUAUCCAUAAGACUUCUGUCUCAGAAGGUCAGCAGGGUAUGGUGUUGGAUGGUGCAAGGGCUGUAGAAUCAAGUGAGGACCUGAUUAAAAGUGGUUCACCAAAUGUUAAUAGUUCCAAGUUUCUUCUAGAUGGUCAGCUUGGUCAACAGUCAUUAUCUGUUGCUGACGAAGCUCCUAAUGAAAUGGCUAUUGAUGGACUUGUCACAUUUGAGGCAAGGGAAGAGGCUAUUUCAACAGGUAUUGAAUACCAACCAACUUUGGCUGCUGUGGAAGUUGAGAAACAAUCUAAUAACUGUCCAGUGAAUGGCGCAAAAAAUGAUAAUCAAUAUAAAAGUUCAGCAUGUGGCACAAAGGGUUUGCAUUCUGAGUCAUCUUGCAUCCAUCCUAGCCAAAUUAUAGAUGGAAAUAAUGAUAGUGAAAUGCAUACCAAUGCUGAAGAUAAUGACUCAAAUGGCAAUAACAGAUAUCAAACCAUUGUGCCUGAUGGGUCGCCAUCUAUAGAAGGUGAUGAAUUGGUUAAACAAAAUAAAGAAACCAAUGCUGAUGACCUGUGUACUUCUGUUAAUGAGGAAUGCAGUCAAAGCCAUCAAGAGAAUGGUCUUGCGCUAAAAGCCGAUGAAGAAUUAAAUGGAUGUGCAUCUGCUUUGCAAAAUGAGGCAAAAGACCAAGUUAUCAUUCAUGGAAUGGAAGCAGGCGUUCCCUCUGGACCAGAAUCCGAGAGGCAACCUAAUGUCUCUAUGUGUGACAGUUUGUGCAAUGUUAAGCGUAUGGUUUCUCUUGAGUCCUCAAAUUCAGAACUUUCUGAGGGUGCAGUGUUGGCUAGGGUUUUUACUGUUACCCCGGAGGGGCAAACUUCUUCUGGUCCUGAUCUGAAGUUGACAAGCAAAGCUGCUGAGAACUCAAUCUUGGAAGAGGCACAGGUCAUAGAGGCAAAGCGGAAGAGGAUUUUGGAGUUAUCCACUGCUACUAUUCCAUUAGAGAAGUGUCGGAAAUCUCAAUGGGCUUAUGUGCUUGAGGAAAUGGCAUGGUUAGCAAAUGAUUUUGCACAGGAGCGUCUUUGGAAGCAAACUGUUGCUGCUCAAAUAUGUCAUCGAGUUGCUUUUACUUCUCAGUUAAAGAAACAAGAAGAAAGUUUAUGCAUGAAGGUAAAGCAAGUUGCUCAUUCCUUGGCAAAAGCUGUCAUGAAGUUCUGGCAUUCAGUAGAGGUAUAAAAUUGGAUACUUCCUUUGUUUUUUUUGUUGGUUGUUUUGAUGCAGUUUAUUGAUGUGAGAUGGCAUUUUUCAUCUAUCAUCGUGCACAAGUAUCUCAUUCAGUUAUGGGCUGCAGUUGUGGUUCAAGCUUUAUUUCACUUUUCCUCAUUGUUGUAAAGAGUAAAUAAAAUUCUAAUUAAGUCACAAUUUUCUUUGAAUAUCUCAAUUGUAUUCCUUCUUUAAACUUUUGGCUGCUUAGUAUAAGUUGAAGACCCGCCGAAAGGAUAUGUUGGUUAAUGAAUUAUACAAGGAAACAAACAUGAUUUGAUGGAAUAAUUUAUGUAUUUAUGUAACUCUAUGCAUGUAAUGAACUCUUAGUAGGUCAUACGAGUUUGUAGUUGGAUGAUAUCUUACCACUCAUUGUUUUUACAAGCUCCAUAAAAUUAACCAGAACGUGUCUCUGGUUUUGCCCCUCGUGCAAGGCGAGGGGACAAUAAAAAUGUACAUGUAAAAGGACUGACCUAUUUCAGAUGUUUAUAUAUUUUUUAAAGCAUCAUUCUAAAAAAACUUCAGUACGUGUGUUUGAAUAUGAAGCUGCUCUUGUUUCUCACCAAAUGCAGUUGGGAAUGUGGGAGUUCAUCGACUUGUUUCUCAUCAAAUUUUUUGCUUGUAUUCAUAUACCUUUUGUUUUUGUCUGGUUGCGCCUCCUGAAUUUUGUGGCUGUGUUCUGCU